AAAGAGUUGAAAAUACAAGCACAAGUUUUGAGACGGUAUUUACGUAAAGGUUUUGCAAAAGAGUUAAAUAUUAAUUCAUUAGGUUAUGCAGAAUACAAUGCAUAUAUUAGUCAUUGUUUAUCUCAUGCAUUUG
This is a messenger RNA of Funneliformis geosporum, 133 nucleotides long. NCBI's taxonomy places the organism in Eukaryota, Fungi, Glomeromycota, Glomeromycetes, Glomerales, Glomeraceae. The record is from the annotation of a GenBank genome assembly.